GUCUUCUCCAAGUUCAUGGGCUCGGUUGAAGCAGCCAAAUACUUCCAACGAGCUGUCCAUCAUCCCCCGGGAGUUGACGGCAGACUUCUUUUACAUACCAGGGAGUCGCCGACUCUCCUUUUUCUUGUUUAUUAUUAUCAUUAGUUGUUUAAUGCAUUGCAAUUGACCGCCCGCCUGGCUAUCAGCAGAUCUUUCAUCCAUCUGUUGAAGCCCACCUCUCCCUCAUUUCUUCACCCCCCGCUCACCUCUCCUAAGCGACGACAAGACGAGCGAGGUGACUGUUCGCGCGGGCCAGUUCUCGCUCAAGAUGCUCGUUCGUCCCGGCGCCACACGAUACCCCUUUCCGAUGCGCCAGCUCUUGUCGUCCAGCGCCGUACGGCUUUCUCCCAGAUACUGCGUCGCCAUCCCCCGAAUUCCUGCGGAGACGCGGCGGGUUCUCACAACUGGAACCGAUGCGCGACCAUGGAGAAGGCGGCCAUCCCGUUCCCUUGGCGGGUUUGAACGCAACUUAGCGACUGCGUUCGAGGAGCAUCGGUUCGGUGACGAUGUGCCGUUCGAAGGCCUCCCCAUGAGCAUGGCUUCGCCACAACAGCCCCGCGACUCACGACCGCCUCUAUACAUGCUAAAGCCGUUCGAUACAUCGUCUCCGUUAGUCAUGGACAUCUCGAAAUCAGCCCCGCCCAGACAACGUAUCAACCACUAUGGCAUUCCUGGUGAUGUCGAAGAGAUGCUGUCCGUUUUCGAAGCUUGCGUUCAGGUCGGUAGGCUAGAUCGGGCCGCUCUAGUCCUAAAGCGAUUCGCCAGGAUGAACAUUCUAGACCCUCACGAGACGAUGGAGCUUCACAACCGUUACCUACAAGGACGCAUCUCACAGCUCGAGGCGGACCCACAACCGGAGAAGGCUGAAGAGGUACACAAGUGGUUCGAGUUACACGUUCGGGCACAAGGGCUACCGUUCACCCCGGUCACAAUCGCCUACAUGCUCAAGACGACCCUCCUUACCUCACGGGGCGCGGAGCUGGAGAGGCGACUUGACCGCUAUAUGAGCAUGAUGCCCCAGCAAAGCGCCACCGAACCCCUGGAUCUGGGUGAUGUUCUCACCGACGAGGACCUGGCGACGAUCGCCCAACUGUGCCCUGACUACUACUUGCCCGAGGAUACCUCUGGAUUUGCUGAUGCCGAUGGCGCCGAGAUUGAAGGUAGCGAGUUGGGGGAACUGGAGCUUCAGGGCGGCCACCGAGAGAAGGCAUCGGCCGCCAAUUUGGAAGUCCUAGCUACACCACAAAAGGGAAUGGGGCUCAACUCCUUGAAGAACACCCUAUCGUUGUUCAACGAGCUCCCCGAUGGGCUAGAUAUCGCUUCCCUUCCUUAUUCCCAACGCCGCGAGGUUCAAGCGAAGCUGGAAAGGGACUGCGUCGAUGCUGCGAUAGACAGGUGGCGGAAUGAAAACGAGUCGCUCAUGAGUAUGGGACUGAACACGCAGCUCGCGACCCCGUCUCUGAGCUCGAGGUUGUACGACUGGCACAAGGCCUUGGAGGCCCGCCUUGCCGAGGAGCAAGGCAAAGUCGCGGUGUCCGAGGCAGCGCCCAAGAAGACGAAAGAGGACCUCGAUCGCUGCGUAUACGGGCCUCAUCUUCUGCAGGCACCUCCUCACCGCCUCGCCGCCGUGACCAUUCUCAGCGCUCUCAGUCUGCUCGCCAUGAACGGUGCCGACAAGGGUGUGCCUGUUUCGAGUAUGGUGCAGCAAGUGGCCAAGAUCGCGGAAGAAGACAUCCGACAUCUAUUGCUCUCCCAAAGUCUCCCCAACGCGAAGUCGAAAUCACGCAAGCAGCGGAAUGCCCGGCAAUUAAUGCGGCAGCGAGACGUGGUUGCGAAAGAGCCCGAGAGCGUACCGGAGGCAACCCAGGCCAGCACAUCCGCGAUUCCCGCCACGACCGAGCGAGCGGAAGGCCGCUGGCCUCUGGCCAUCAGAGUAAAAAUCGGCGCUGUGCUGCUCGGGGCUUUGAUCGACACGGCCAAAGUCGUGGUCCACCGGGAACACCCAGACACCAAAAGGCUGAUGACACAGUUGCAGCCAGCCUUCACGCACUCGGUGCAGCUCAAAAAGGGCAGGAAAGUGGGCGUCAUCCAGGCGAACCGCGCCUUGGUCGAUCUGAUGAAGCGGGAGCCAAGGGGCGAAGCCCUUGCUCGCCACCUGCCCAUGCUUGUCGAACCGGAACCGUGGUCCAAGUUCGACAAAGGCGGUUUUAUCGGAUGCACCAGCCCUCUCAUCCGGCUGAAGAGUCAUGAAAAGGAUCAGCGCAUCUAUGCCGAGGCGGCCAUCGAGCGCGGAGACAUGGAGCAGAUGAUGCGGGGCCUGGAUGUGCUGGGCAAGACCGCUUGGCGAAUCAACCGCCCCGUCUUCGAUGUGAUGCUGGAGGCGUGGAAUACGGGGGAGGAAUUUGCCAACUUCCCGGCGCUAUAUCCCAACAUCCCUAUUCCCCCGGAGCCGGAUUCGACCGACGACCCGAUGAAGAGGCGGCUGUGGCUUCGGGCAAUCAAAGCCGCCGAGAAUGAGAAGUCGGGCAUGCAUUCAGUCCGCUGCUUCAUCAACUUCCAACUCGAAAUCGCCAGGGCGUUUCGGGACCAGACGUUCUACUUCCCUCACAACCUCGACUUCCGCGGACGCGCAUACCCGCUGCCGACCUACCUGAACCACAUGGGCGCGGACCACAUGCGCGGCCUGCUGCUCUUUGCCAAGGGGAAGCCUCUCGGAGAGAGCGGGCUGCGGUGGCUGAAGGUUCACCUCGCCAACGUGUAUGGAUUCGACAAGGCCAGCUUGCAGGAGCGCGAAGACUUUGCAACCAACAACCUGGACAAGAUUUUCGACUCGGCCGAUAACCCGCUCACCGGUAAGCGGUGGUGGCUCGAGGCCGAAGACCCGUGGCAGUGCCUUGCGACAUGCUUCGAGUUGAAGGCCGCGCUGUCAUCUCCGGACCCCACGGCUCAUGUCUCUCACCUGCCGGUACAUCAGGAUGGCACGUGCAACGGCUUGCAGCAUUACGCUGCUCUCGGAGGCGACACUUGGGGUGCGCAGCAGGUGAAUCUUCUGCCGGGAGAGCGGCCUGCCGACGUCUACUCGGCCGUCGCCGAGCUGGUACAGGAGAAAAUGACGGAAGACGCCUUGGCGGGCAACAUGUUCGCCAAGGCUCUGGACGGCAAGAUCAAGAGGAAAGUGGUCAAGCAGACAGUCAUGACCAACGUCUACGGUGUUACAUUCAUCGGCGCCAAGAAGCAGGUCCAGAAGCAGCUCGAUGCGUUGUAUCCGGACCUCGAGAAGGAGACGGGCGUAAGCUCACAAAUACUUGCGUCAUACGUCGCUUCCAAGGUGUUUGUGGCGCUGUCGACCAUGUUCCGCGGCGCUCACGACAUACAGAACUGGCUGGGUGAGAUUGGCGGCCGUGUUUGCCGAGCCAUGACUCCCGAACAGUUAGACCGGCUCGCUGAGGAGUCGGGCGAGGUUGCAAAGAAGCCCAGGGGCAAGGUGAAGUACACCUCGGCGGAACAGGAGAUGGCUACUCAGUUCCGUAAUACGCUUGUGUGGACGACACCUCUCCGAAUGCCGGUAGUCCAGCCUUACAGGAAGAGCGGCACGCGGAUGAUCCCGACCUGUCUCCAGGACCUCAUUCUCACCGCCUCGGACCGCGACGAUCCCGUGAACCGGCGGAAGCAGCUCCAAGCAUUUCCGCCCAACUUCAUCCAUUCCCUGGACGCUAGCCACAUGAUGCUGUCGGCGCUCGAGUGCGACGAGAUCGGCCUUACCUUUGCUGCCGUCCACGACUCGUUCUGGACGCACGCUGCCGACGUGGAUGCUAUGAACACGGUGCUCCGCGACGCCUUCAUCCGGAUCCACCAGGAGGAUGUCAUCGGCCGCCUCAAGUCGGAAUUCGAAGCUAGGUACCGGGGAUCAAUCUACCGUGCCAAGAUUGACCCAACCACGGACGUUGCCAAGCAGAUCCUCAAAUACCGCAAGGAAAGCCGGCUAAGCAUCAAGGAGGAGCUAUUGCUGGAGAGACGACGCCAAGUACUCCUUCGCUCGGCUGACCCGGAGGAGGUGAGGCGGGGAAGGGAAAUGGUCACGCCCGCUAGCAUCUUUGAGAAGAUGGCGACGCCGGACAUGAUCGCAAACGAGGUCGAACCUGAAGACCUCGAGCAGGAGGCGACUGACGACGAAGAUGCGACGGGCGAGAGCGCGCACGAGGCGGACGACGGCGGCGAGACGGGCGACAGCGCUGAGUCGUUGAUCGUGGACCCUGGUCUCCCGGCCUGCCCGAGAGACGGAACGGAGGGCAUGGAGAACUUCGGGACGCGACUCGCCGAUCUCCACGGGACCAACUACUUCCUCAUGGAGAUGACCAAGUCGCAAAGGAGGGUCACCAAGACCACGCAGAAAGACAUGCUUUCGCUGUGGCUACCGCUCACCUUCCCGGCGAUCCCCAAGAAGGGCAGCUUUGAUGUGACAAAGCUCAAGGAGAGCAAGUACUUCUUCUCUUAAGCUGGACCCGUCACAGCCGGCGGGUUAUGUACGUCUGUGUGUUUCUUGUACAUUUAACAGGUCCAUUGUGGCGUUCUUGUUCUAUAUGUUGUUAUGUCGGGAGGUAUGGCAUGAUUGGGCACGGAGUUUUCGAAAAGAAGGGGCUGCGUGUUGCAUGGGCUGCAUGUAUAUUCACGUCUGAUGGGGCAUGUACUGGGAUGUCUCUAUGCAUCUAGAACUUUCGUAUAGUAGACGAAGAGCAUAUAUGCAAGCGUUAAUUCUG
This is a messenger RNA of Chaetomium strumarium, 4796 nucleotides long. RefSeq lists its product as uncharacterized. Gene Ontology annotation, molecular function: DNA-directed RNA polymerase activity; mitochondrial promoter sequence-specific DNA binding. The record is from RefSeq and is a predicted model, not a curated record. Gene Ontology annotation, biological process: mitochondrial transcription. Lineage: Eukaryota; Fungi; Ascomycota; Sordariomycetes; Sordariales; Chaetomiaceae. The transcript has a single exon. Gene Ontology annotation, cellular component: mitochondrial DNA-directed RNA polymerase complex. The coding region runs from base 308 to 4534 and encodes 1408 amino acids.